GGCCUCCAGGUGGGGGAGGGGAUGCCCACCUGGUUUGGGGUGGGACCUCUGGGAGGGGCAUGCAGAACCACCCUGGUAAGUGGAGGGCUCUGCAGACAGUGCCACAACCAGAGCCAUGGCAAACCCUCUUCCUCCUGCAUGGUGGAGCGUGGAGGCUCCUGUGUGGCGCUGGGGGCCUCUGAGAUUCCGAACUGGCUGGAAGGAGUGAUGGCUUAGGAAGAGUGAGUGGCAGCGGGGACGCUGGCAGAGAGGCUUGUACAGAUACUGCCCGAUGCAUCCGGCUCAGGCUUGCCGCCCUGUGGUGCUCCUCCCAAACUCAGGGAGCAGGGCUUUCUGUCUUGCUGUAAUGUCUCUCCAGCCAGCUGCAGCUCCUGCUGACUUAUCCCACCCCAGCGCAGGUCAUCCAACGGUGACUUAUGGCCCCAGCCUCCUGGCUCGAUGAGGAUGGCAGGAAAGGGACACAGCCGGCACUGAUGCUGGGAGGCCUCCAGGGAUGGAGAGUGGCCUGGCUGGCAACGGCACAGUUCCUCAAGGACAGCUGGCUGAUUUCAGGGAUGGAGCUGGGCUGGUGAUGAAGGUCAAGCAGGAGAAGCCGGAGCGGCUGCUGCAGACGCUGGCGCCGCAGGCCAUGCUUGUGGAGAAGGACAAGGAGAACAUCUUUCAGCAGCACCGGGGCCUCCCGCCACGCCAGACCAUGGGGCGGCCUCGAGCCCUGGGGGGACAGGAGGAGUCUGGGAGUCCAAGGUGGGCCCCUCCCACUGAGCAGGAUGCGGGGCUGGCAGGCCGGGCUCCCGGGUCAGCCUCCGGCCCCCUGAGCCCCUCGCUUUCCUCCGGCGAGGGUCACUUUGUAUGCCUGGACUGCGGGAAGAGGUUCAGCUGGUGGUCGUCCCUGAAGAUCCACCAGCGCACCCACACCGGGGAGAAGCCGUACCUCUGCGGCAAGUGCGGCAAGAGCUUCAGCCAGAAGCCGAACCUGGCGCGCCACCAGCGGCACCACACGGGCGAGCGACCCUUCUGCUGCCCCGAGUGCGCGCGGCGCUUCAGCCAGAAGCAGCACCUGCUCAAGCACCAGAAGACCCACUCCCGGCCCGCCACCCACUCGUGCCCCGAGUGCGAGCGCUGCUUCCGUCACCAGGUGGGCCUCCGCAUCCACCAGCGCGCGCACGCCCGGGACCGCCAGGGCUCCCGCGCCGGCUUGCACGAGCUGAUUCGGGACGCGGCGGCACGCCGGGCCUGUCGCCUGCAGCCGGGGCCGCCGCGGGGGCGCCCCGAGUGGGCCUGGCUGGGGCUCUGCCAGGGCUGGUGGGGCCAGCCCGGGGCCCGGACCGCGGUCUCCGGCCCCGAGGGGCCGGGCGAGCAGCGCCAGUUCAUCUGCAACGAGUGUGGCAAGAGCUUCACCUGGUGGUCGUCGCUGAACAUCCACCAGCGCAUCCACACUGGCGAGCGCCCCUAUGCGUGCCCCGAGUGCGGCCGCCGCUUCAGCCAGAAGCCCAACCUGACGCGGCACCUGCGCAACCACACAGGCGAGCGCCCGCACCCCUGCCCGCACUGCGGCCGCGGUUUCCGCCAGAAGCAGCACCUGCUCAAGCACCUGCGCACGCACCUGCCCGGCGCCCAGGCUGCGCCCUGCCCCAGCUGCGGUAAGAGCUGCCGCAGCCGCGCCGCGCUGCGCGCCCACCAGCGCGCCCACGCUGUCGCUGAGCCCGCCGUUCCGGCCGGGGAACCGGGCGACCAGCCGCAGGCCGAGGCCAUCCCGGGCUUGGCCGCGAGGGCGCGGAGCUCCCAACGGUCCCCGGGGGCCCGGGACGCGCUGUGGGGCCGGGGACAAGCGGGCCUCGCUGGGCCUGGCGAGCCGCGCCAGUUCAUCUGCAACGAGUGCGGCAAGAGCUUCUCGUGGUGGUCGGCGCUCACCAUCCACCAGCGCAUCCACACGGGUGAGCGGCCCUACCCGUGCCCCGAGUGCGGCCGCCGCUUCAGCCAGAAGCCCAACCUGACGCGGCACCGGCGCAACCACACAGGCGAGCGGCCCUACCUGUGUCCCGCCUGCGGCCGUGGCUUCAGCCAGAAGCAGCACCUGCUCAAGCACCAGCGCGUGCACCGCGCGGCCCCUGCGUGCAGCCCCAAGGAGGAGGCGCGCUAGUGGACUGGACCUCAGCGGACCCGUGGUGGUGCGGGGGAUGUUUGCGGGGUGUGUGUGGGGAGUGGGGGUGGCCAGGAUUGCUGGCUCUUAGAACCCCUUAGAGCGGGACCGGUGGAUUCCUUAAGGCUCUGAAGGGCUGAGAACAGUUGUAGAAGCGUCCCAAAGGGUGCUGGGAAAGGUCCAGCGUGGGUUGAGGGAGGAGGGAAGAUCCGAGUUCCUCACCGCGGGCCGGGAUGUGACCACCCUCUUCAGAGGUUGGACCCCAGGCUUCAAGCACCGAGUGAGGGGUCUGGUGGGGACGCUGGGAGAGUCUCUGGUGUGAAGUGGCUUAGGUCUGGACUGGUCAGCUGUGGCACCAGCCGGUCCUGCCCACGCUUCAGGAUGGCCGGGGGCUGCCCCUGUGGGAGAGUUGCCAAGACUCGGCGAUACCAAGGAUGGAAGCCAGAGGCUGUGGCGAGGGAGAGCCAAGCAUAUUCCCAGCACCAGGGCCAGUGCUGGCACGUCGUAGACAUCCAAUAAAUAUUUUUGGAAGGAG
This is a messenger RNA of Gorilla gorilla gorilla (western lowland gorilla), 2675 nucleotides long. RefSeq names its product zinc finger protein 775 (gene ZNF775). The record is from RefSeq and is a predicted model, not a curated record. Gene Ontology annotation, molecular function: RNA polymerase II cis-regulatory region sequence-specific DNA binding; DNA-binding transcription repressor activity, RNA polymerase II-specific. Lineage: Eukaryota; Metazoa; Chordata; Mammalia; Primates; Hominidae. Bases 494 to 2140 code for a protein of 548 amino acids. Gene Ontology annotation, biological process: regulation of immune system process; negative regulation of transcription by RNA polymerase II; regulation of cytokine production. The transcript has 5 exons. Gene Ontology annotation, cellular component: nucleoplasm.